GUCAAUGUAAGUCUAGAAGUGUCAACGAGAUCAGUUCUACCAAUCACCAAAUAAAGCAACAGCUCCAACAAUAAACAUACACUCCUUUCGUCUCCUUUGAAAGUAUUUCGGUCAUUCAUUUAUUCGCUGUUUUGUUGUGAAUUGAUUUCGGAUUGGCGCGGCGUGUAAGAUGAGUUUGAACGAACCGUUGAUAGAUAGAAAAGAAGAUAUUUACUCUAUUCUUCGAACUUAUUACUACCAGUUUCCUCGAGUUGGGGGAAACUUGAAUACUCCACGUCCUGCAGCUUGCUUUUCCCCUCAGGUCUUUGGAGCUGGCAAGAGUUGUGUUGGUGAAAAUUUUUUAGAGUUUCUAAAAAAAUUCGCCGACGAAGAAGAAGAGCAGACGAAGACAGAGGUUUUCAACAAAAGCUCAUCGGGAAAAGUAGAUUUGAAGAUUUUUUCUUGGAAACACUUUGCGGAAAACACUUUGUCAGUUGUCUUAGAACUAGAAGACGGUUUUUCUGAUGCUCCUUUUCCAAGGUUUCUACAGGCUUUGUUAUAUAAUAUAAUUUUGAACGCUUAUCGACAAAAUGGAAGAAGAAAAGAUGCCGCUCACGUUGCUUCAAUGAUAAUCAGAGAACUCAACUUGGACGAUGCCAUAGAUUAUCUUCUCGAACAGUUUCAGAAACGAUAUUUAUUUUUGAUGAUAGACGAACUUAGCCACCUGAGUUACCUCACCAAAUACUAUAGUGAACUUACCACGAAACAGUUCGUCGAGUCUGACCCAAAAUAUGUACCUUUCCGGAAUUUCUUCCGUAUUUUACGUGAUUUGUUGAUUACAGGGAAGUUAAUUGUCUAUUUGGCAGGUCGGACUGCUGAAAUCUCAGCCCCCCUGUCUGAUACUCGCUCCAGUAGAGUGAGUCUCCAUAUGUUGCGGUUGAACCCCUUUAACCUCCAUGAUAUUAACGAAUAUAUUGAGCUGGCAACUUAUGAUGGAAAGUCCUUGAAGGACUGGUUAUUACCCUCAGAUGAUAUACGACAUCGAUUCGUAGAAUUGUUGAAAAAGAAGACAGGAGGUAUCCCGUUGAUUGUAAGGAAUACUUUACUAGCCCUAGUACAGAAAGUUGCAAACUUAUCGCAACCUGCUAUCAACAACGAAAAUAUGGAACUUUUGUUAGAUAGUGUCUUCAGCUCUUUACUACUACAGUCAGUAACGUUUAUUAUUCCAGAGAUACUAGAUUCCGCAACCCUUCUUCGAUAUCAAUUUGUCCUUUUGAAUUAUCAACUCGGAACAGUUUUCCCAAUCGGAUUUGCAAUUACUCUAUGUGGAACGAGAACUUAUUUGAUGGACUUGGUUGCAACUUUUGGGUUUUAUUCUGAAAUUUGUGAAACUGACGGGAUUGAUUUGGGCACUAAAUUCAAGAUUGGUUGUUGUGAAUUUAUAUUGAGAGCUCAUAGCAACUAUAACUUUUUCCGUGAGGCUACUGAACUCUUUCCUUUAUCUCCGUUUAGUUAUAUUCCCGACACUGCAACAGCAAAAGGAGUCUUCUUUGAAUUUGUAUUUAUGAAGAUCUUUCGCUUUCGCUUAUUAACUUUUCUUCAUUCUAAUUCCUCGCCUAUUGUGCAUUCUGCUAUUCCAGGAAUUUUCCAGGGUUCUUUUAUUGAACAGGACAAUGUUUCGUAUUCUAUGGAAUCAACAAAAUCUAAUGAUAUACCCAUCUUGAGAAAUGUCUCUGAUUCAUUUUCUGACCAUUAUGGAAAAUAUUUACAACAUUGUGGUAUUUUUGUUCCAAAAGAUGGCGAUUCGAGUGGUCCUGAUGCAUAUGUUGUAUUCCAUAAUGGACAGACACGUUAUGUUGUUGCAUUUUCAUUUACAUUUUAUCACAAAACUGAAUUUUCGAAGAGAGAUAUUGAGAAGGAAGCAGAACAAUUUUUCCAAGAAGUUAUUUCCGUUUUGAAUGACGGAUCUCCUUCAUCUGUUCAACUUUGUUUUCAGUUUGUGGUAGUUUGUACUAGAUAUGAUCGAUCUGUAGUUUUCUCUAGUGAAGAACAGAAUAUUGUUGAGGAUGCAAGUUAUUUGGUUACUGAACAUUCUGCAGGGUCAACUUUGAAUGAAAGUCGUCGAUCAUGUCUGCAAUUGGUAAUUGUUUCCCAAAGGAACCUUGAACGAUUUUUGGGAAGAGAAAAUUUCGAUAUUUUGAGGAAAAUUGGGAAAGCAAGCCGAGAAGAGUUCAGAAAAGACUUUUCAGUAUGGUGUAAAACUGUCUUUGAGUCGAUGUCCGAUGAAUAUGUUUCGCCUUUGGAAGCUAAGCCAUUCAAUGUUACUUUAAGAGUAGCUCGAAAUAUAAGACCGAGAACCAAUGAGGAGAAUAGGAUGCAAAUGGAAGGUUUUCAAACUGCUAUGCAAAUGGAAGAAGGAAAUACACGAGGCGAACAAAGGGUUGCAGCAUCCAGUUCUUUGUCUUCGUCAUUUGAUUGGAAUACUUUCCUAAGAGAAUAUUGUGGUCUUUCUGAAGAAGAUGUUGCUUAUUGUCUUCCGAAAGUGGAAGAUAUUGAUAUGGACGAGCUUCCAGCGGUGACCAAAGAAAUUUUAAGGGACUUGGGUAUAGAUAAACCUGCGUUGAGGUUGAAGAUAAGAUCUUCUAUAAGGUCAUAUCUCGCUAACGAACGAUGAAUGUAUUUGAGAGUUUUGUCAUUUUUUCAAUAUGUUUCAUUCGUUGUAGUUGCAACUCAUAAAUACAAAAUUUUCUAUUAUUCUAUUAUCGAACAUUGAAGAUGUUAACCUGCUUUACUCGAUUUUGAGCAAAUGCUUUCACAGGAGAUAUGGAGUCUUUUAUGUUUAGUGAGUUUUAUUCAAGAAAAUAUUCCACUAAAAGAGAUAUAAAAAGCUAUUGGUAUAAUAACUGGUAUAGAUAGAAUUUAUCUUCAUACCAUAGUAAUAUUGCGACGGGAGAAAGAUAGCGUCGUAAGGAACUUCCGUCAACUCCCUAGCGACGCUUAAGCCUUUCAACAAAGUUGAGUUUGACCGAAACUAGCUUUGCAAAGAAAAUCUCAGUUCGAUUGCAAUUAGUUUUGAUUUGUUCUCAUGUUGUGUGCAGUGAUCAGUCCAAUUCGGAUGCUUUGUAAGGUCAACUUGAAAGUGCGAGAUGGUCACUGUUCAAUUUCAACGCGGAGCAACUCUGUUAACUUGUCAUACAAAUAAAAGGCUCAAGGAGCACUCUUUCUUCAAUUAUCAACCGUUAGAAAUUUUGAGCAAUGAACAUUUUAAGAUUGAU
This is a messenger RNA of Galdieria sulphuraria, 3254 nucleotides long. RefSeq names its product archaeal ATPase. Bases 170 to 2653 code for a protein of 827 amino acids. The transcript has a single exon. NCBI's taxonomy places the organism in Eukaryota, Rhodophyta, Bangiophyceae, Galdieriales, Galdieriaceae. The record is from RefSeq and is a predicted model, not a curated record.